AUGAUGGAUGAACUGAAACGCCGACUUCUUCAUCGUGGAAGUACCCUGUCUUCAUUCCGCUAUUGUACGUCGGUAACCCGUCGCCUUCCAAGCAAGAUUUUGCAUUCUCCAUUCAAAGUUGGUGCUAGGAUUCUUUUCAUCCUGUUCACAAUAAUAGCUUCCAUCUCUGCUGGAAAUGAUGAAUUUAUUGGAAACUUAAUUGCUGAAGCCAUUGAUAAAAUCGGUCAUGAUGGAAUAAUUUUUAUUGAAUCUUCUUCAUCAAGUGAAACUUCUGUGAUUGUUGAAGAAGGAAUGAAGGGUUGCUAUUGUGAAAUGUCCUGGUGUUGGGAACAAAAGAAAGCUUUACUUCAAGAUAUUUCCCUCAUGAUAGGAGCUGAUUUUUUAUCUGGAGAUUUGGGUUUAUCUCUAGAAUAUGCAACUUCUGAUCAACUUGGAAUUGCACAAAAAGUAACUAUAACAAGUAAUUACACAACUAUUGUAGCUGAUCCAUCCACGAAAGCUGAAAUCAAAGCAAGAAUUUCACAAAUAAAGAAAGAUCUUUCUGAAACAAAUAGUUCUUAUCCUUCUAAAAAGCUCGAUGAACGAAUUGCAAAACUCUUUGGUAGUGUUGCCAUUAUCAAGGUAAGGGCCCACACUGAGAUGGAAUUAGAAGAUCGAAAGCUAAGAAUUGAGGAUGCAAAAAAUGCCACGUAUGUAGCCAUGGAUGAGGGUAUUGUGCCUGGUGGUGGGACCACUUAUAUUCAUAUUCUUGAGGAAAUUCCCUCCAUUAAAAAGUUAAUGGAAGAUCCAGAUGAAGAAAGUGGUGUCAACAUCAUAGCAUCUACCUUGCCAACUCAAAUGCCCUGCAGAUUGCUGGAAAUGCUGAUCCAGGUGGUAUUUGACUCCAUGCACGAGAGGUUGCGUACACAUGCUGAAUCUGUUGCUUCCUUUGGAGGUGGUGCUCGAGAGAAAGCCAUGAUUGAGUCAAGAUUUAAUGAGCUUCUUGCUCAUGCUAAAAUACUUCUGAGGAAGAAAUGGUUAUUUGGAGUACUGGAUGACUUUGUCACCAAACAACUACCCCACAAUGUUACCUCAGGAUUGCGCUUGUUAUAUGCUAUAGUGCACAAAGCUGAUCGUUCAUUGACUUCCACUCAAGGUGAGCUUGCACAUGCAUUGCGGUUUUUGGCAUCAGUUGUAUCUCAAAGCUUCUUGGUCUUUGGUGACAUCUUGGAGCUGCAUAGAAAGUUCAUUGAACUGUCUGGUCGUGUUAAUUGGAUUUUUGAACUUGAGCAACUUCUUGAUGCUGCACAAUCUGAUGAAAAUGUUGGUGCUUCAUCAAAGUCCAAUGAGGAACUUGAGGAUGUUAUCUCUCUUUUGGAGGUUGAUAUUAUCACGCCAACACAUAAUUUAUUAGCCAGAAAGCUGACUUGCGAGAUAGUACCAGGGAAAAGCCUUCUUCUUCCCGUCAGGUUCUUUUAUCUUUUAUCCCCCGCUUUAGUAGCCAUCUUUGGAAAGCCCUUGUUCUCAAAACAAAACAGGAUAUGGACAUCCAAGAUAGAGAACUAG
Messenger RNA from Lactuca saligna, 1545 nucleotides. The record is from the annotation of a GenBank genome assembly. Lineage: Eukaryota; Viridiplantae; Streptophyta; Magnoliopsida; Asterales; Asteraceae.